AUGAAAACAUACGCUUUGACCAAAGUCCGGAUUGCACAGUGUCAACAGUACAACAGCUGUGAGUUGUGUCUUCGAGCAAGAAAUCCUUACUGUGGGUGGUGUUCUCUUGAGAAACGAUGUACGAUUAAGAGUGCCUGUCAGAAUGCAUCCACCAGUUUUAGUGUUAGUUCUCCGCGUUGGUUGUCACUGAACACUCAACAAUGUAUUGACGUCCAAACAGUUAAGCCUGAACAACUUCCUGUUACUGGCAUGGCCAUGGUGGAGCUAGUUAUCAACCAACUUCCAAACUUACCUUUCGGAGCACAUUAUCUGUGUGUGUUUGGGAAUAGUGCCACCAUUAAAGCUCAGGUGACAGAAACUGGAUUAGCAUGCAUGACACCAAAACCCGAGGAUCGUCCCCCCAUUUUACCAGGAAAAGAUCACAUAAUAGUAGACCUAGCUGUUCGCUCCAGUGAGACCAACACAAACUUUCUUCAUAAACCUUUUGCAUUUUAUGACUGCUCUGUUCAUGAAACGUGCUCCACUUGUGUGACUAGCUCUUGGGCUUGUAGCUGGUGUCUCCAUGAAAAUAAUUGCAUGCACAAUGCCAGUUCUUGUCUACGGACCAUAAUCACAGGAGAGAAUAAUCCACAAAACUCACUCAUCAAAGGAAGACGAUACUGUCCUAGCUUUGUCACUACUGAAGAUAUUCUUCUUCCUAAUGGCAUAAGGAAAGAGAUAGUAUUAGAAGGCAAGAACCUUCCCAGUUCACUGAUACAUCCAUUAAGUGGUCCCAUUCAAGGUGGCACCUUAAUGGCCAUUGAAGGAAGUAACCUUGGUACUAAUGAGCAAGAAAUAAGCAACAAAAUUACAAUAGGAGGAAUCCCAUGUGUUCCAGUUGAAUAUAGUGUGUCAGUAAGAGUUGUUUGUCGUACGGGUCCUAGUAAAACACCUAAAGCAGCAGAGAUAGUCGUUGGAAAUAAUGCUGGGUUUACCAAGGCUCGUGAACAAUUCUUGUACAAGGUAGUGAAGUUGAAAAGUAUCCAUCCAACUAUGGGGCCACAGGCAGGAGGAACAAGAUUAUACCUGAGUGGAGAAAACCUUAAUGCUGGAAGUCGUAUGGACAUUUACUUAGAUGAGUUGCCCUGUAUGGUUGAUAGAACAUUAGCCAGUAACAGACAGGUCAGUUGUCGGACCACAAGAGCUCAAUCUCCAGGCUACAAUGUUUCAACUCUAAUUCUUAUUAUCGACAAUGCUACUUUAACAUUAUCAAACCCAUAUAUGUAUAUGCCUGACCCAACAAUUCUCAGAAUCUAUCCCUUGAAGAGCUUUGUCAGUGGUGGACGAAGUGUCACUGUCGUAGGAACUUCUCUACAAGCUAUCCAACAACCCCGUAUGGCAAUUUUUGACAACGAAACACUCCUCAAUGAGACUGUAUGUAAAGUCAUCAGUCACUCUCUGAUGACAUGCCCCUCACCAUCUCUAAGCAGGGAUGCUGUACGAUCCCUUCUGACCAACAGUAAAAGACACGCAAGAAUCCACAUGGAAGAGCUAAAAUUCCAGAUAGGUUUCGUUAUGGAUGAUGUAACUAGUGUUAGAGACCUUCAGGCAAAGUUUCCAGCCCUUCAUUCAGACAUGGUUUAUGUACCAGACCCAAGGUUUUCUUCAUUUGGCGGGGAUGGAAUCAAAUUGUACAAAGGAGAGUCCCUAGUUAUUGAGGGAGAAAAUCUGCGUUUAGCCAGCACAGAGUCUGAGGUCAGUGUAAGUAUUGGAACCCGACCUUGUAACCUGACCUCACUAGCCAUGACACAACUUGUGUGUCUGCCUCCUGAGGACCAACCACAAGGAACAGAUGAGUUGGGACAAUCCACUGCCACGGCACUUCCCAUGGUUGUGUGGAUGACUCCAUGCAUACAGGUCCGAGUGGGUCAAAACCUGCGUUACAAGAUUGGCUACCUACAGUAUGAAGUGAUGAAAACUUACAAGUUUCCUCCUGAGGCCAUCUGGGGAAUUGCUGCUGGAGGGGCACUUCUUAUGCUCCUAAGCCUUGUUAUUUUAGCUGUCCUGAGGCACAAGAAUACCUUGGCUGAACGUGAAUACAAAAGGAUCCAGCUUCAAAUGGACACACUAGAAAACAGUAUACGAUCUGAAUGUAAACAAGCAUUUGCAGAAUUACAGACAGACAUGAUGGAUUUGACCAACUAUUUACAAGCUUCAGGUGUCCCUACGCUGGAACACAAGAAGUUUGUGAUGAAAGUGUUUUUUCCUGGCGUUCAUGAUCAUCCUUUACUGCAGGACAAGAAGACAAAGAACAAUGGACUUUACAGUAAUUAUGAACUUGCAAUGGGCCAGUUUCAACAGUUGCUCAACACUAAAGGAUUUCUCAUUACAUUCAUCAAUACACUGGAAGGUCAGAAAUCAUUCACUAUACGAGAUAGAGUAAAUGUUGCUUCAUUGCUGAUGAUUAUUUUCAUGGAAAAGAUGGAAUAUGCCACAGAGGUACUAAAAACCCUUCUUGUGCAGCUAAUUGAAAGGUCAGUCAAAACUAAGCACCCUCAACUGAUGUUGCGAAGGACAGAAUCAGUAGUAGAGAAAAUGUUGACCAACUGGAUGGCCCUCAGUAUGUAUAAUUACUUGAAGGACCAUGCAGGGAGUGCUUUGUUCUUGUUGUUUUGUGCUGUCAAGUACCAGAUAGAGAAGGGGCCUGUGGAUGCUAUUACCCAUGAUGCCAAGUAUUCGCUUUCUGAAGAAAGGUUGCUACGGGAACAAACAGAGUACUCCACAGUUACUAUUCACAUCGUACAGGAGAAUCAAGAUGAAAAAUUGCAGCUACGAGUCAAUGACUGUGAUACGAUUAGCCAAGUCAAGUUUAAAGUUUUAGAUGCCUUGUAUAAAAACACUCCCUUCUCACUUCGUCCCAUAGUGCAUGAUGUGGAUUUAGUUCUGUAUCUGCCAGAGUGGAGACCAGGAAAUGGUGGUCAGCUGACUCUAGCUGAUGAAGACUUGACCACUAAAACAGUCAGUGGCUGGAGAAGGAUUAACACACUACGACACUAUGGUGUGACUGAGUCGGCUGUGAUGAGCCUAGUCAGUAAACAGAACAGUAGUCUCAGUUCGAACAGUAAGGGCACUGGGAACUCAUCAUUGAAUUCUAUGUCACCAAUUUUUUCAAACUACGAUGUUGAACAAGGUGUUCGAUAUUGGCACUUAGUCAAGCCCAUGGACGAUCACCAUCUGACUCACAGAGAUCAAUGUCACAAAUCUAUUCCAGAAAUUUUCUUGACCAGGCUUCUGUCUACAAAAUUUGUUGAUGUGUAUUGUCUUCCGCUGAGAUUUUGGGUGAAUUUUGUGAAAAAUCCAGAUUUUGUGUUGGAUGUGCACAAAACUCCAUUAUUGGAUUCCUGUCUGUCUGUGGUAGCCCAAACUUUGAUGGAUGCAUGCUCAACAUCAGAACAUAGACUUGGGAAAGAUUCUCCUUCUAACAAACUAUUGUUUGCUCGAGAUAUCCCAGCUUACAAGAAAGUUGUGGUGAAAUAUUACCAGGAUAUAAGUGCACUGCCAGUCGUGUGUGAUCAAGAAAUGAAUGCCAGAAUGCACCACUUGUCUUCGGCCCACACAGGAGAGUUUGAUACUUUGGUCGCCCUUAAAGAAUUAUAUGUUUAUGCUGCCAAGUACAGUGCUGAGUUUCAAGAGGCUCUAGAAGAUGAUCCCUGUUGCCAACGAUCCCACUUGGCUCACAAGUUCGACACAGUUGCAUGCACUUUAGAAGGAGAAGAAACUUCUGUCUGUUGAGUAGCUCUUUAAAUGAAUGGUGCCAAAAAACUACACUUUUACAGUGCUGUUGAAGCAGAAUAACUAAUUCCAUUAUAAAUUGUUAAACGAUGGUCCAGUACUCCAAACAGGAGAGCAACGAAAUUCUCCAAGUAAAAUGCAGAUGAAAGUGUGAAUCAUUAGUGUUUUAGAAAAUGAUAGCUGCAUUCUUGGUUGUUAAAGAAAAACAUUUUGAAAACUGAAAGGAAACUUGAGUUACUGUGUUUAUGUAUGUAAUAGUUUUAUAAUUUUAAAAAGUGGGUGAUUGUGGCUAGCAUACUAUUGGUGCUUAGUCAUCAAUACCAGCUAUGCAACUUGAAGUACACACAGUUUCUGUAGGAUGAAAAAUCUUAUAUGAUUUUUAUAAAGAAUCUUGUCAUUCCAAGGACUUCGAGGAAGUUCAAGCCAAAGAUGUGAUCACCCUUGCUUGUCGUAAUAGAGAAAAUUGCUGUACUGUGUGCAACAUUUUGAAAGUACGACUUGUAAAAAGAAUAACUUUUAGACACUGUCAGUGCCUGUACAAAAAAAAAUAAAAAAUAACAGGGUUCAAAAACUUGUGUAUAGGAAAUUUUUCCAACAUCAAAGUGAAUGUUGUUGGUUGAAUUAUUGUAGUGACUUAUACUUAUAACAUAGCUGUUAUGUUAAUGCUGUUUAUAUUAUUUUCCUUCUCUACAUUGCAGCUUAAUGUAGUGGAACCUCUGAUUUUACAUUUACCUUUAUUAUUAUUAUUAUUGAAGUCAGAGUUGGUGCUUGUAUGAAGUAGAUUUGCAACCUGUGGUCAAGGGAGCUUCGUAUGACACAAAGUUGUACAGGUUAGGUUUUAUGCGUUUAAUGCUGCUGCCCGACUGUGAUAUUGUAAACUCCCUGUAAUGUAUUUAUGUUGUAUGAAACUGUUAGUUGGCAGAAGUAUGGAAAAUGUAUGUUUUCUGGUCAGUUUUAGUAUGAAUGUUUCUAAUAACCUUUUUACAAAAUUUUUUAUAAUUAUUUAAAGUAAUAAUAUGUGAAGUGCCAGUUUUUGGUAAUUUGAAGUAUGAAAAAUAAUUGUGGCAAUCAAAAUGUCGUUUUAGUAUUUCUGGAGAAAAAAAAAAGAUUAAAAACAUUUUUAAUUUCUUAAAAAUGACAGAAUUAACUUGAACUCUUGUUUUGAGUAUCUGGCAUAGUCCCAUUCUUGGUAAGAAUUUUUUUAAGUAACUUAAUAACAAGGUCCUGAAAGACAUUUUUGUUUUUAAUUAGAGUGCUAAGAAUUUUUGCCAAAAAAGUUUUACAUAACAGAAUAUUUAACUUGUCCCAAAUUGUGGGAAAGGAGUGUCAUUGUGCUUUACGGAUAUGAAAAGAAAAUUUCUUAAUUUAGUGAAGUAUAAAUGUCAUCAUUAGACACCAUCAGUGCCACAAUAAUGUAUUUGUAGUCUUAAACAGAUAUAUUAAAUGGCAUAAUAUCUAUUGGUUAAAUAAUGUGCUGUGUUGUGUAGAUGAUUGCUUUCUUUUUCUUUUAAUCCAGAAGCUUUCAAUAAAGUCCCACUCGAACGGAAAAACAUUUCUGUUCAAGUUAAUUAUUUUUGAUACAAUUUCACCCUGUACCAGCUCAGAAACUAAAUAAAGUGUUGAUAAAACAAUCAAGAUUUUGGCAUACAAUUGUGUCAUCAUGUACCAUGUUGGAAUGUGAGGUGAUAUUUUUUAGUCUAUCAUUUGAAUGUGUAUUUAUUGUUUGAUAUUAUGAGCCACCUGUAACAUAUGCAUACUAUUAUUGUAUUUGGAGCAAAGCCACAUAUAUUGCAUUUCAUACUUAAAGGAAAUUUAUAUUGCUACCAGAAUUUUGGGGUAGCUUUAAGCUAAUUAACGACCUUAUUAAUUGUAUGGAUAGCUGUUGCUUUCCACAAACAAAUGUCUAUUUCAAUUAAAGUUUUACCACUUAUUGAUUUAAAAACUAGUUACAUCAGAAGAAAGCUUAGCCUUAUUUCUGUCAGAUUGCUUAUUUUUGUCGAGACACCUUUUAUAAAGGUACGAGAUAUAUAUCAGAUAUUUCAGUGCCCCCCCCCAAAAAAAUGUAGAGUUCAAAAUUUUUUACUGCAUUCUCUUUUCAAAAAUGGUAAGUUGGGUAGUUUGUCUUCAGUUCAUAAAGUUAAUAGUAAAUUUUGGGAUCUGUAUUAGAAAAUAUUGCUCUUUCAAAUAAUACAUUAAGAACUUGUGUCAUUAAGAAUAUUGGUAAUCAUUUUAAAUGUCAUUUUAUUUUGCAAAAGCAAGUUCUUUAAUAUUCCAUAUGCACUGUACAAAGACAAAAAGAUAGCCAUGUGAAAUAACUCAUUGUAAACAUAUUUUUAAAGGGAUUUUUGCUAAAUGGGAUGCUUUAUUCCAUAUGGACCUUUUUGGGUUUGGUUUUUAGUUGUUGUGUUCUAACAUUUAAAUUUUGCACCACCAUGGUCCAAUGCAGUGUUGAUAGUGGGAAAUUUAAACUUGGGACGGUACU
Molecule: messenger RNA, 6253 nt
Organism: Limulus polyphemus (Atlantic horseshoe crab)
Lineage: Eukaryota; Metazoa; Arthropoda; Merostomata; Xiphosura; Limulidae
Product: plexin-B-like
Exons: 29
Coding region: 1-3771 (1256 amino acids)
Biological process (GO): regulation of cell shape; semaphorin-plexin signaling pathway involved in axon guidance; negative regulation of cell adhesion
Cellular component (GO): semaphorin receptor complex
Molecular function (GO): semaphorin receptor activity
Source: RefSeq, a predicted model, not a curated record